UUAUUUUGCAACAACAAGGUCGACAAAAACAUUGAAUAAUUAAUUAUAAAAAUAUCAAUAAUUGAACUUGAUAAAUAUACUUCAAGGCAAUUAACAACAAGACAAAUAAUAACAUCUGUAUUUAGUGUUGUUAAAGAGCACUAAAAUAAGUUUUUAAAAUACAUUUAAAAAGUGAUUUAGAAAAAAUAACAGACAAUUAUUCAUCAAUUACAAAUUGCUAAUAAACAUAACCAUCAAACAGAUAAUAGAAAAUUCCAAUAUAAAGUAAAAUGGGACGUCGACGUUCAGCAAUUGCUCAAGGUUCAACAUCUGCACCAAUUGACGAUGUUGUUGAUGAAUCACUUGGACUAUCAAGGAUAACACGUAAAGAUGGUAUUGCUAGCGUACAGCUCAAUAAUACAAAAAUAAAAGUAUUGACUUUAUGUGCCUUGAAACGUAAUAUUUCUGAAUACAAAAGGAAGAGUAAACAAAUGAAGAAUAAUACUAAAAAUGGAGUACUUUCAGAAUCAGAUAAGCAAAAGUUAUCUUCAAUAAUUACUCAACGUCCAACACCAGCACCAAUUGAUGAAAUUGUUAUUGAUCGUGAGGCUGAACGUUUAGAAAGUCGCAGAUUACUUGAAUUAACAAAAAAAACAAAAAUGACUGUUGAUGAUAUAAAAACAAGAAAUAUACCAAACGAUAUUGAUAAAGAAAUAUAUUCCAAAAUAUCUGCUAUUAUGAGUUAUAGGUUAAAACUUAAGAAAACUGGAACACCACCACCACCAAUCGACAAUUGUAAGGGUGAUAUUGAAGAUCAAAAUAAUGAACAACAAAAUAAUAAUAAUGAAGUGAUGAAAGGAUACGAAAAAAAUGUUUCAAUAUUAUCAUUAAUUCAUUAAUACCUGAUGUAAAACAAUAUGAAUCACCGUAUUUUAAAAUAUAUAUUAUUGAAGAUAAAGAAAAAUAAAAAAAAUAUAUAGUAUAUUUUGAUUCAAUUGCCCAAGUAGAUAGUAUACAAUUUUUAUCAAGUAAAAUAUAAGAAAUCUGUUUUCAAACAUAACAUCAUCAUAACACACAACUGUUAUUUUAUUUAUAUUUAAAAUUGAAAUAUAUAUAUUUAUUUUGAUUUUAAAUUUAUAUUGCAGAUUGGUAAAAUUCGUGAAUAUCAUAUUGGUCCAUAUUACUGGCUAGAUUAAAGAUUUGGUGUAUGGACGUUCAACAAACGUGCCAAGAGCUCAAAUGUCACUUUAGCUGGUUUAUUUCCACUAAUAAAACAACAAAUGAAAAUUAUUUUAAAAAUCACCUUAUUAUUUGCCCAAAAAUAUACA
Aphidius gifuensis is the source of this 1307-nucleotide messenger RNA. RefSeq lists its product as uncharacterized. NCBI's taxonomy places the organism in Eukaryota, Metazoa, Arthropoda, Insecta, Hymenoptera, Braconidae. The record is from RefSeq and is a predicted model, not a curated record. The transcript is spliced from 2 exons. Bases 270 to 878 code for a protein of 202 amino acids.